Molecule: messenger RNA, 1444 nt
Organism: Juglans microcarpa x Juglans regia
Lineage: Eukaryota; Viridiplantae; Streptophyta; Magnoliopsida; Fagales; Juglandaceae
Product: probable protein phosphatase 2C 28
Exons: 6
Coding region: 30-977 (315 amino acids)
Biological process (GO): protein dephosphorylation
Cellular component (GO): nucleus; cytosol
Molecular function (GO): protein serine/threonine phosphatase activity
Source: RefSeq, a predicted model, not a curated record
UUGCCUCCCUCCAUUACUUUCUCAUUGUAAUGAAGAGUAAAACAAAACACUUUCCAGAAGAAAUAUUAGCAAAUAAACUGAAGAAGAGGAGAUUAAGUUCAAAUAACAAGUUGGAUGGACAAGAAACAGAGGAGGAAGGUGGACAUGGCGGGUCCAUAGAUGAUGCAGAUGAUGACAAUGAGGAGGAAUUCGAAGCUGGACAUUGCGGGUCCAUAGAUGAUGCGGACUAUGACAAUGAGGAGGAAUUCGAAGCUGGGCAUGGUACUUCUAUAGAAGAGACAGAAGACAAUGAUGAUGGGGAUCCUAUAAGUCAACAUCUCAGUCACGGAUUCUAUUUGAUCAAAGGAAAAAUGGACCACCAAAUGGAAGAUUAUCUCAUGGCAGAAACAAGAGAGGUUAAUGGCCAUGAAUUAGGACUAUAUGCAAUUUUUAAUGGUCACUCAGGUCGUUAUGUUGCCAAGUACUUGCAAAGCCAUUUAUUUGAUAAGAUACUAAGUGACCCUAAUUUCUGGACAAACCCUAAACACUCGAUCAAGGCUGCAUAUGAAGUUACAGAUGAUGAAAUUCUGGGGAGAGUUGGUUCACGAGGAGGCUCGACAGCUGUUACAGAAAUACUAAUUGAUAGAGAGACCCUGAUUGUAGCUAAUGUGGGUGACUCUCGGGCAAUUUUAUGCAGAAAUGGUGUGGUAAAACAAAUUACAAGAGAUCAUGAGCCAACAAAGGAGAAGCAGCUUGUUGAGAGCAGAGGUGGAUUUGUUUCUGAAAAGCCCGGGAAUGUUGCACGUGUGGAUGGGCAACUAUCAAUGACCAGGGCUUUUGGAGAUGGGAAACUGAAGGAGCACAUCACUUCAGAACCAGAUGUAAAGGUUGAGAAGAUUGAUAAGGAUACUGAAUCCAUUAUUUUGGCAAGUGAUGGCCUGUGGAAGGUAAGAUCUAGGUUUGCACUUGAAAAAAAGUUUCUGGAUAAGCACUUUUAGCUGUGCUGAUUGGAAGGUAUCUUUCACCCGAACCCCCAAGGGUUGGCCCAAGUGAUGAUAGCCCUAGUCUUAAGGUAUCACUCCCUUCAAAGUCUAAGGUUCAAUACCUCAUGGAUGCAAACAAUCCUUUAGGGCUACACCUACUGGUGAAAAGCUAGCGAUUUAACCAGUUCCGUGUAGGGAAACUUCCGAGGGUGCGGUGCAUGGGACUGAGGUUUACUCUGCAAGGGUGGGACCCACUCUGCCUUGGAGAGGUUCCCUGGCAUAAAAAAAAAAAAAAAAAGGUAUCUUUCACCCGGAUUACACAAGUUGAUGCAUUGCACUCUCCAAUUACCAUUUCUAGGCUCGAUUGUUAAGACUUGAAGUUACAUGUGUGUAAGAAAAUUAUUGUUUGCACGAGAAGUUUUCCGGAAAUAAUACUAUAAUCAUGUUGCCAUAAAAAUUUUAUUUGUUCGAGUUUAACUACA